AUUAUAACUUCCAGGGUUUUUCCUCUACAAUGAAAUCACGUACCGAACAUAUGUUCAUACUGGAGACGAGUUGGUGCGAUAAACACAGAUUUACCGCCAACAGACGCAGCGGCUGCACACUACCCAGUCAUUCGAGAGACGACAUCCACAACACAACGUAGAUCAUCGCCUCGUUAAUAAACUAUAAUCAUGGUAUGCUGGAAGCUGUAUCACAACAUAGAGAAAUGGAUCGGGAACGUCUUCUCAAAAUAUGGUGUGUUUGUUGGGACGUACCCGGUGAUCGUGUUGACGUGUUCUGUCAUGUUGUCAGUUUUACUGGGAAUAGGUGUCAUCAACAUGAAGGUUCAAACUAACGUAGAGAAGGUCUACACCCCACCCAACAGCCAGGCCGUACAGGACCGUGAACUACUACGUCACCUCUUCCCAGAUAGCUCGGCUACCGACUUCCACCUGUACAGCAGCAUUGAUGCCAACCUUUUCGGUAGUGUUAUUUUCCGAGCGAAGAACUCGUCAAGCCUGCUGAAUCUGGACAACAUCAGAGAGAUUGAAACCAUCUUUAACUCAAUAACAGUAAACGUUUUAGGGAAUGGAUUGGACUAUUUUCAGCUGUGCGCGAAACAAAAUUCACGAUGCGCAGUAGACGGGGAAAUUAUUUUUACUGACAAAUUCCGAAAGUUACUUCAAACCGAAAACCUUACUUACCCUGUUUUGGAGAGACAAUUAAUUGAAUCUGUGUUUGGCGAUGUUGAAGUUGUCAACGGACUAUUAAAGUCUGCUAAGUUGAUAAAACUGCAAAUGAACUUGCGACAAGAUUCCCAGGCGUACAAAGACGUCUCUAAGUCAUGGGAAGGGAAUUUUGUGACCUUUAUGAAGAACGUUAGUUCAGAUACAUUAGAUGUAACGUUUGCCCACUCGACAUCUUUAGACGAGGAACUAUCAGAAAACAUUAAGGGAGACAUUCUAUUUAUAUCGGUGACUUUUACAUUAAUGAUAGUUUACGCUACAAUUGUGACUACAAGUUGUGACCCAAUACUUGACCGUCAGAACCUCGGCCGAGCUGGUGUCCUGGCAACCGGCCUGAGUAUCCUGGCAUCGUUUGGUCUUGGCAGUGCUUGUGGUGUGGAGUUUGUCAGCAUCGCUGGUGUUAUGCCAUUUCUUAUCCUAGGUAUAGGGAUCGACGAUAUGUUUAUUUUACUGGCAGGCCUAGCGAAUGCCCCUCUGACAGAGACAGGUCCACAGCGAGUUGGUGACAUGAUGAGGACCAGUGGAGUAUCGGUUACAAUAACGUCUCUCACAGACAUUUUUGCCAUUUGGUAUUGGAGCCUCUUCCGUUUUUCCAGGUGUACGCAACUUUUGCAUAUAUACAGGGCAUCAUUUGAAAGAUUGGCCGUCUUCUUUUGUUACAUUAACUUCGUAACGUUUUUCGUCGCCUGUGUUGCUAUCAAUGAAAGACGGAUGAAAAGCAAGCGCCAUGGCUGUACUUGUCAAAAGAUCUACUUUAAGGACGAGAUGAAGAACGAGUCAAGUCUAAGACGAUUUUGUUGUGGAGGAAGAAAACCUUCGUCUAAGGAAGACCUCGAAAGCUUCAUAGAACAAUUCCCUGGGAAGUUCCUCUCCAAGUUUGUUACAUUGGUUCCGUUUAAGAUCACUGCGUUGGUCUGUUUUGCAGCUUAUCUAGGCGUGUCAAUUUAUGGCGUUACCAACUUUAAACAAGGUCUCGACAUAGCUAACCUUGUAUCCGACGAUUCCUACUUCUACGAGUUUAACACACUCAGCCAGCGAUAUUUCUCUCAAAGGAUCCCCGUGUCGUUCGUGUUUACAGAGCCUUUGCAGUAUUCUGACUCCCGCGUUAUUUCCUCCAUUGAUACUUUGGUGUCUGAAGUCACCAGCGAUAAGUCGAUAGAGAGCCAGUUUCAAAUAAACUGGUUCAGAAGCUAUCGUUCCUCUGUGUCCUACAAUAAUUCGUCUAAAACAAACUUCGUGACAGGUCUGAAAGAGUUUUUAGCGUUAAAUCCGCAAUUUAAAACGGACAUACUUUUCGACGACACCCAAGAACUUAUUAAGGCUUCGCGAAUUUAUGCCUUUACCAGCGACCUGGAAGAUUCAACCGAACAAGGAGAGUUUAUGCAGAGAAUGAGAGAAAUAGCGACUGACUCGGACCUUGCUGUGACGACAUUCUCCCCAGCUUUCAUAUUUUAUGAGCAGUAUGUUGUUAUUGUGGGCUCCACCCUGCAGACCGUCGGAACAGCAGUCCUCGUGAUAUUCGUCAUCACUGCAUUGUUCAUGCCAAGUCCGUUACUGAUCCUCUUCGUCACCGUUACCAUGCUCAUGAUAAUGACCGGGAUUUUCGGUUUUAUGUAUUUCUGGAACUUGACUCUCAGUUCAAUUACAAUGAUACACAUCAUAAUGAGUUUAGGAUUUUCGGUAGAUUUUAGUGCGCAUAUCUGCCACGCAUACAUGACAGUGGAAGGCGAAACAAGAAACAGGAAAGUGAAAAACGCCAUGCUGCGUGCUGGGGGCCCUAUUUUUAAUGGGUCAAUUUCUUCAUUACUCGGAAUAUUGAUGCUAGUAUUCUCGAAAUCCUACAUAUUUCAAUCCUUCUUUAAGGUAAUGCUCCUGGUGAUUCUGAUCGGAAUGAGUCAUUCCCUGUUUUUUCUUCCUGUUGUCUUGUCAUUGUUCGGUCCAUUUCAAGCUAAAAAAACUAAUAACAUUACAAAUACAAGGACAUCUAUUGUGAGAUCGAGCAAGUCGGACCCAGUUGAAGUCGAGGUGUUUCUCGACCGUUAGUCCUGACACUAACAAUUACUUACUGAUUAGAGACCGUUCCCUGUAACAAUCCUCAUGUAAUGAUGGCACUAAUUCUGGUAUACAGAUAGUGGUAUUAGUAUUAUUGUAUACGUACACACUACAUUUCAUUGAACUUAGAUAAGAUCUUGUAAAUUCGACCUGUUCUUAUAAAAUGCUUAUAAAAGGCGUAUAUUUUUGUUUAAGCAGAAAAAAAACAUGAGUUAUUUAAGUUUUGAUAGUGUCAUAGAUUAUUGUAUCGCGGUAAGCUAUUACGCUGACGUACAUUUGUAGAUCAAACAAUCAUGUAAACAAUGACUUAAUAAGAAGAUAUCAGGAAUAUUUCACGAAGGUGAGAGCCAUAUUUUUACGAUCGAUACUCUUGAAUUGUAUAAAGUAUUAAUGAAAGCUAUAUUUACUAAUAAAAUAUAUAUAAACAUAGAUAAAUGUCACGUUAAAACGUACCCUAAUCUGUGCAAAACCAAAUAACAAAUAUACUAUAGACAGUGUUAUAUACUAACAGUAAACGUACCCUCAUCUGUCAAAACCAAAUAACAAAUAUACUAUAGACAGUGUUAUAUACUAACAGUAAUCAUUUAAAAUUUGAUAGCUAUGGAAGCCAUAUGCAAUAUUGAUAUAGUGGAACAUAAUAAUCGGGCGCCAUUAAUUUUAUUUCUCACCUAAAUCGCAUACAUAUUGACUGCACACUAUCAGGUAAGGGGUCGACUGUUGAAUGAUGAAUCUGAAGACUCACAGUUAAUAAAGAGUUUGAACUUUGUAACAGUUUAUUGCAUAAUAAGAUACGGGUUUCAUGCAUGCCGAUAACCUUACUCCUCUCCAUGUGUUAUCGUCGUGUUGAUGUAUAUUGAUACUUUCCCUUCUCCUCUCCAUGUGUUAUCGUCGUGUUGAUGUAUAUUCAUACGUUCCCUUCUCCUCUCCAUGUGUUAUCGUCGUGUUGAUGUCGUGUUGAUGUAUAUUGAUACUUUCCUUUCUCCUCUCAAUGUGUUAUCGUCGUGUUGAUGUUGUCGUGCUGAUGUCGUGUUGAUGAUUAUUGAUUCUUUCCUUACUCCUCUCCAUGUGUUAUCGUCCUGUUGAUGUAUAGUCAUACUUUCCUUUCUCCUCUCCAUCUGUUAUCGUCGUGUUGAUGUGUAUUGAUUCUUUCCUUUCUCCUCUCCAUCUGUUAUCGUCGUGUUGAUGUCGUGUUGAUUCUUUCCUUUCUUCUCUCCAUCUGUUAUCGUCGUGUUGAUGUCGUGUUGAUGUAUAUUAAUACUUUCCUUUCUCCACUCCAUCUAUUAUGAGCGUGUUUAUGUUAUGUUGUUUAUUUAUAGUUGACAAUCAGUAACGUAUAACAUAUAAUGGUAUAUAUGUAAAUAAAAUGAAUAUUGUUUUGAUUAAAUAUUGAAUAUUUUUAUUUAUGGCAAGGUGUUGGUUAUUUAUGGAGUGUAUUUAUUCAUAACACUAUGUUCAGGUAUUUGUACAUACAUGUAUAUAUAUAUAUAUAUAUAUAUAUCUGUUGUGCGUACGUGACAUCAGAGAUCUGAUGUAGGUGAAACAGAAGAAACAUAAUUUUAAAGAAAUAACAAUGAUUUCUGGAUAGGACACAUCAAAACGUCAUUUUUAGGUAAAUAUUAAUGUUUUUAAGUCAAGUGUUGUUUUCUUUAGAAGCACUGUAAUGAAAUUGGAAGGUUUUUGUGCGAUGAAGUGGUAAUGUAACAAUUGAAGCAAUGAGAAGCUUCAGCAACUCUAGUAUGUAUAUGUUCAUAAUUCAAUGAUAGCAGGGUCUCUAUACGGGUUAAUAUAAGAUGUAUAACGGGUGUAAUACAAACACAUGAAUGGCCAUUGUAUCCAUUACAUCUAUGUUAUAAAGUAAAUCUAUCAUUAAAUGCUGUUAAUGAAACCUU
This is a messenger RNA of Pecten maximus, 4685 nucleotides long. Its product is annotated as patched domain-containing protein 3-like. Gene Ontology annotation, cellular component: membrane. The transcript has 6 exons. The record is from RefSeq and is a predicted model, not a curated record. Bases 190 to 2787 code for a protein of 865 amino acids. NCBI's taxonomy places the organism in Eukaryota, Metazoa, Mollusca, Bivalvia, Pectinida, Pectinidae.